Manis pentadactyla (Chinese pangolin) is the source of this 2533-nucleotide messenger RNA. Its product is annotated as olfactory receptor 1361-like. NCBI's taxonomy places the organism in Eukaryota, Metazoa, Chordata, Mammalia, Pholidota, Manidae. The record is from RefSeq and is a predicted model, not a curated record. Gene Ontology annotation, biological process: G protein-coupled receptor signaling pathway. Bases 22 to 981 code for a protein of 319 amino acids. Gene Ontology annotation, molecular function: G protein-coupled receptor activity; olfactory receptor activity. The transcript has 2 exons. Gene Ontology annotation, cellular component: membrane.
CGAGGUUCUAGAUGGCACCCCAUGAGAGGAGCGAACCGGUCGGGCGUCUCCGAGUUCCUCCUCCUGGGGCUCUCCAGGCAGCCCCAGCAGCAGCAGCUGCUCUUCGUGCUCUUCCUGACCAUGUACCUGGCCACGGUCCUGGGAAACCUGCUCAUCCUCCUGGCCGUCGGCGCCGACUCCCGCCUGCACACCCCCAUGUACUUCUUCCUCAGCACCCUGUCCUUCGUGGACGUCUGCUUCUCUUCCACCACCGUCCCCAAGAUGCUGGCCAACCACAUACUCGGGAGUCAGAGCAUCUCCUUCUCCGCGUGCCUCACGCAGAUGUAUUUUGUUUUCAUGUUCGUGGACAUGGACAAUUUCCUCCUGGCUGUGAUGGCCUAUGACCGCUUUGUGGCCAUAUGCCGCCCCUUACACUACACAACGAAGAUGACCCCCCAGCGCUGUGCCCUGCUGGUCGCUGUGUCGUGGGUCAUUGCCAACCUGGAUGUCCUGUUGCACACCCUGCUGAUGGCUCGACUCUCGUUCUGUGCAGACAAUGCCAUCCCCCACUUCUUCUGUGAUGCGACUCCCCUCCUGACACUCUCCUGCUCUGACACACGCCUCAACGAGGUGAUGAUACUUAUUGAAGCAGGGCCCAUAAUGAUUGCUCCAUUUAUUUGCAUCUUAGUGUCAUAUGUCUUUAUCACUUGGGCUAUCCUGAGAGUCCCAUCCCCAAAGGGAAGAUGGAAAGCCUUCUCCACCUGUGGCUCCCACCUGGUUGUAGUUUUCCUCUUCUAUGGAACUAUCAUAUCUCUGUAUUUCAGCCCUUUAUCCUCCCACUCUGCUAAGACAGAUGUAGCAACUGCUGUGAUGUUCACAGUGGUGACCCCCAUGCUGAACCCCUUCAUCUAUAGCUUGAGAAACAAGGACAUAAAAGGGGCUCUUGGAAAAGUGCUUGCUAGGAAAUGGGCAAAGGUCAUCAUGGAGGGAAGACAUUUCUAAGAAAAUCAUAUUUGUAAUUGUCUCUUGUGCAAAACCAUGUUUGUCUUUGGGAAAACAAUCACCUAGUGUUUAUCUGAGGAGAGCAAAACCUGGUACAGCCUCUUCAGGUUAAAGAUGGAAAGAGGUCUUUUUACCCAAUAACUUGACUGUUCCAACCACUGAUGCCCCUCCAGCGAGAACCUGCUAGGAAUACACCACUUCGUGAGUAAGUUGGGUUUAUUGAUCAUAACAAAGGGGAGCACACACUAUGCAGGGAUAGUAGGUUUUGUAGGAGGUGUUGAAAGAACUUAUUCAAAUACUUGGUUUUGUGUAAGGUUAUUUUGGUGAAGACUUAGGAAUUGGGUCUUUGCUCUUGAUUAGAUGCUUUCAGAAAGUGCGAAUGGUUUUGAUUGGGUAUGUUAAUAUAUUUUAUCUAUGAGGGAAGACUAGACCGAGGCCAAAACUGUGAUUAGGAAAGAAGUAGCAGUCACUGGUAUCAGCCAGCACAGGCGGCGUUUGGUCAUUUCUGAGGCUUGUGUUCUUGUUUUUGUCUUGCUCCAUUACAGUUACAGAAUGGCCUCGUGUCAUACCAAUAUUCUGGGAAAUCCUCUGUGUUCAUUGGGAGGGCACCAACACCCCGCUGUGGGCCAGCCAGCUUCUGACUAUCAGGGCUGGUUUCUCUUUCUCACAACAAAGACACAGAGAUAUGAGAACAGCUGAUGGAAGGGUCAUAUUGGUGUUAAGGCAGGGAGGCAAAGAGUUCAUUUAGGGCUUCAAGAAGCCCUGAUUCUGCCAUGCCUUCGAACUAAUUAUUUUUAUCUUUUUAUCUGAUACAUAAUAUCACACAUUACAAUAGAAAUAUGCAUAAAUUAAGCAAGAAAGAAAUGUCUUCCAAAAUAUCUGUGCCCAGCCAUAUCAGUCAACUGAAGAUUUUUUUCCCACCCUCUGUUCCAUUUAUGCCUUAAAUACAUGCUAAAUAAUUUGUAUCCUGAUUUUCUGCUUUCAUUUCAUAAUAAAGUUUUUCUAAAUUUGCUGUAUAGUCUAUUUAUAUAUUUCCAUCAAGUUACUUUAGCAAAAUGUAUUCACUAAUAAUUGUUUCUGAAUUAAAACAUAUAGGAUAUUUACUGUUUAAAUAUAUGAUUUUAAACUUAUUUUGAAAAAUGAUUUCAGAAAAUAAAAAAAUUGUCAGAUAUAUGAAACUGGUUUAAGACAUCACUGAACAGGAUGGUCUUGAUUUUGAGGAAGAAAGAGGAAAAUAAGGCAAUUUAAUUUCAGGGAGUUAGGUAAGAUGACAGCUUUUAUGAAACUGACAGAAUUCAGAAUCAGAGGAUGUUUCUGAGUUUAUCAUAUGACUUUCUUUUUUGUAUUUGUGUAUUAAUGUUUGCCUAAAGGAAUAAACGGUAGCAAUUCCAAUUUUUAGUCUAUAUAACCAAUAAUUCAUAAUCAGAUGGAAAGUACUUGUUCCUUGAAAGUUUGAAAGAAAUCCAUAGCCGUUGUUUUAUGUAAUUUGGGGCUGUGUUAUUAAAUGCAUUUGUGUUUAUUCAGUGUUAUAUACUCCUGUUUUAUCCUUCUG